AUGAACGUCGAAGCAUUCCGUCACCAAAAAUUUCUGGAACUCAAUGGAGACAAGAUCAUCUAUUCACUGGACGAGGAGCAAAAGGAGAUCUACUCCAUGAUGAAGAGGAACAUCGCCGUCGGUCCUUCAAUCAUAUUUAAGCGCUAUGCUGAGAGAAACAAGACACGUAUUCGCGGGAAGAAGAAAUGUAAGAAGGUGAUUACAUACGAUGCUAAUGCCCUCUAUCUCUGGUGCUUAGGAUAUGAUAUGCCAUGCGGACGAUUGAUCAAGAUAGAAGCGUACAAAGAAGUGAUUAAGGAUGAUAAGAUCUUCGGCUUCUUAGAAUGUGAUAUUGAGAUUCCAGAGCACCUGAAGGACUACUUCUCGGAGAUGACACCUAUCUUCAAGAAUGCGGAGAUCGAUCCGACCAAGAAGGAAGUGAUUGGAGAUCAUAUGCAUGAAUGCAAUCAAAAUCUUGGAGAUGAUAAGAGAAAGACGAAAAGCAAGAAGCUCAUUGGUUCCUAUUUCGGAGAGCGGAUUCUGAUCUACACACCGUUGCUCUAG
Molecule: messenger RNA, 543 nt
Organism: Plasmopara halstedii
Lineage: Eukaryota; Oomycota; Peronosporomycetes; Peronosporales; Peronosporaceae
Exons: 1
Coding region: 1-543 (180 amino acids)
Source: RefSeq, a predicted model, not a curated record